Rhodamnia argentea is the source of this 1249-nucleotide messenger RNA. RefSeq names its product PLASMODESMATA CALLOSE-BINDING PROTEIN 3-like. The transcript has 4 exons. The record is from RefSeq and is a predicted model, not a curated record. The coding region runs from base 172 to 795 and encodes 207 amino acids. NCBI's taxonomy places the organism in Eukaryota, Viridiplantae, Streptophyta, Magnoliopsida, Myrtales, Myrtaceae.
ACAAGGAGAGAGACAAGACAGAAAGCAACGCUCCACUGCUUCCAUCCCACCACCACCCUCCCCCUCCUCCUCCCUCCUCCAACAUUAUCUCUCUUUCUCUCUCUGUGAAGCUGCGAAAGAGCGGAACUUUGGCCGCCCAUCUCUGCAUUCUUGAAGCUGCCUACAGUUUAAAUGGCUCUCCUCCUGUUCGCGGUUCUCAUGUUUGCCUUCACUGGCCGCUCCUGUGCCACUUGGUGUGUGUGCAAGGACGGGCUGGGCGACGCGGCGCUGCAGAAGACGCUGGACUACGCCUGUGGAGCCGGAGCCGACUGUGCGCCGGUAAAGCAGACCGGGGCGUGUUACUCGCCCAACACGGUGAGGGCUCACUGUUCCUACGCUGUCAACAGCUUCUUCCAGAAGAAGGGCCAGGCUCAGGGCACCUGCGACUUCGCCGGCAGCGCCUCUAUCUCCACCUCGGACCCCAGUGCUAAUGGUUGUGUUUACCCUUCUAGUGCCAGCACGAGUGGCACAUCCACGACUCCUGUCACGACCACUCCGUCCACCACCACUCCAUCCACCACCACUCCGUCCACCACCACUCCCACGACGGGGACUGGGACCACCCCAACGACCACAGCCACUCCCUACACGGCGACCCCGACGGGAGUCCUAGGAGGAGGGGGCACGGGCAUGAGCCCGACGGGCAUCAACACCGACGUCAGCAACGCCGGGCUCAGGAGGCUCUCCAGCAGCUGCUGGCUCUGUUUCUUCGCCGCCCUUGUGGCCUCUUCCGGGCUCAUGCCACUGUGGAGCUGAAUCAAAAGAUCAAAAAGGGGUUUGAAACUGUGGAGCCUGUGAAGAUCAAAAGGUGGGGUAGGAGGGGGUGGGAUUUGGGUCAGAAACGAGUGAGACUCCACAUGGUUUGUGCAUAUGUGGGUAUGACUAUGCAGUGCAUGUGACUACUCUGUUUUCUUUUUUACUUUUUUGUAGGAUUCCAUGUUUAAGGACAAAAGCCUUUGCCGGACUUCUUUUCUUUCUUCUGGGUUUCCUGUCCUUCCUUUCCUAUCUUACUCGGGGGGAAAAUGGGAAAAAGCCAAAGAAGGGAAGGGCCUUGGAUUCCUGGAAAAGUUGCGGGCUUGUGCUCAUAUGGGUCCUGUAUGAGCUAAAAAAUCUCCGGGUUUUGAGUCCUAGGCUAAGUGAGGCUGUAGCAUACUAUCUGUAUCAGCUUAUCGUUCUGUCGUUCCUGGAUGGACCCAUUCCAUUUCCCUUU